Messenger RNA from Thermochaetoides thermophila DSM 1495, 921 nucleotides. Its product is annotated as phosphoribosylglycinamide formyltransferase-like protein. Gene Ontology annotation, molecular function: protein binding; phosphoribosylglycinamide formyltransferase activity. Gene Ontology annotation, biological process: 'de novo' IMP biosynthetic process. Lineage: Eukaryota; Fungi; Ascomycota; Sordariomycetes; Sordariales; Chaetomiaceae. Gene Ontology annotation, cellular component: cytoplasm. The transcript is spliced from 3 exons. The coding region runs from base 1 to 921 and encodes 306 amino acids. The record is from RefSeq and is a predicted model, not a curated record.
AUGGCCGCCAACAACACCAACGGCACGAUCUGUGUGCACGGCGACUGUCCCUCUACGGGUCGGCUGGACGACGUUUGGGUGUUUGACGUUACCUCGCAGACCUGGACCGAGCUGCCGGCCGCGCCACCCCCGGCUCGUGGUGACCUUCGCUUGCCGUUAUCGGCGAGAAGCUGUAUUGCAUGCACGGGUACGACGGCAAGCGAGAGCAAGGCAGCGCGAAGCUUCGGUUCCGCGCUGCACGCCAUGGCGGACCCUUGUCGAAUUGUCGUCUUUGCCAGCGGUAAUGGGUCUAAUUUUCAGGCGCUCAUCGACGCCGUCAAAGAUGGUCGAAUCCCAAAUUCCAAGAUCAUUCGUCUCAUUGUGAAUCGGGCGAAGGCAUACGCAACCACACGCGCAGACAACGCUGGUAUUCCGUGGGAGUACUUCAAUCUCAUCUCUCAUGGCUUCCAGGCGAAAGGAGAACAGGACCCCGUCAAGAUACAGGAGGCCCGCAACAAAUAUGACGCUGCACUUGCCGAGAAGCUGCUGAAGGGCGACUACAAACCUGAGCUCGUCAUUCUGGCUGGCUGGAUGUAUGUGUUUGGAAAGGCUUUCCUCGAUCCACUGGAGGCUGCCGGUAUCAAGAUCAUCAACCUCCACCCAGCGCUGCCAGGGAAAUAUGAUGGCGCCGGUGCCAUUGAGAGGGCGUAUCAAGACUUCAAGGCGGGCAGGCUCGAAAACAAUCGCACUGGCAUCAUGGUUCACUACGUCAUCGACCAAGUGGACAGGGGUGAGCCUAUCCUGGUGAGGGAGAUUGAGUGUCGGGAGGAUGAGGACUUGCACCAACUUGAGGAACGGAUUCAUAAGAAUGAGCAUGAGCUCAUCGUGGAGGCGGCGGCGCUGGUGGUGAAGCAAAUACUUGAGCAGCGCAGCAGGCAAUAA